Messenger RNA from Somion occarium, 1340 nucleotides. NCBI's taxonomy places the organism in Eukaryota, Fungi, Basidiomycota, Agaricomycetes, Polyporales, Cerrenaceae. The record is from the annotation of a GenBank genome assembly.
GACCUUUGGCCUUGCGUCGUCAAAUGCGUUUGACGCAUUGCGCUCUCUUUGACCUCAACGUAAUCAAUUGUAUAUAAGAAGUCGUCUACCGUAUCCAAUGCCUCAUCCUCAACCGACUCAAACAACUUUUCUUGCGUAUCUCAAACUCCCCAAUGACGGAACACACUACGGACGUUAAUUCCAAAUGCACUUGUGGUAUCUGUAUAGAUGGAUGGCUCUCUGCGAGGAUGAGCGAGCGUUUGGAAAGUGAAGCAGAUUUCCUGCAAUAUGCAUCACUGCAACUCGCAGAUGAUCUAGUUGCAGAUCCUGAUAUCUUGGGAGGCGGGGUAUUGUCUGAAGUCUUUAUUGGAGCCGAUACCUCCCUUCACUAUAUUCCCACCGCUCUCCACGACAAGAUGACCCCCCACUUCUACCACGGCUACAUCUGUGUCAUCCAGAGCAUCCUAAGGAUCUUGUUGACAGAUCCUACUUCCAACUCCCUCCCUCUCCCGACUCUGGACGCCGUGACUAGCUACCUCGCGAAUGUUGACGAAGAGGCCAAGAAUGGUGGUAACUCUAAUUAUAAGGCGGCCAUACAGUCUGAACUCAUCCACGCCUACCUCGACCAAGGGGGCAAGAUUGAGUACGCAUUGGAUGCGAUCACGCAUUUAGCCUACGAGAAAUCGCCCAUUGGCAGCCUUUAUUCUCGUAAUAAUGAUACUCAAGAGGAGAAUGCGGCUUUGGAGAAGGAGGCUGACGACGCUGAGCUGCCCACGUGCGAGAACGACUUGAACUUCGAGCUCGUCAGGACAAAGCUCGGUUUGCCCGUUUCUUGGGAGGGCCCUCACUGGUUCUUCCUGACCGACCUCAGCGACUCGGAUGAGGAAGAUGAGGGGGAAGAGGUCUUGUACGAAGGCGUCAAGGAUGGAGAGAAGUCGGAGGAAGAAACGAGCGAAGAGAAGAUAGGUCCAGGCAAGGGCAAGGCUUGAAGAUUUCGGACUCGGAUAUAUCUACGACCAAGGGUCUGGCUGAACACCGACAUUUUGCCUUCAUAUGCGAUACCCUGCACUACUAUACUAUAGAUAUCCCAGAUUCUUCGGUUUCAUACAUCCCUGCAACAUCUUGCCUUUUGAGAACCCCCGUAUACAUGGGUAUUGCUGAAUGAUGACCGAAAGUUCGAAGUAGAAUGUAGGCACUACGAAAAGGUGUGAAUAGCAAGGGGAUUGUCAAGAUUAUCGACACAAUGUUCCCGAUUCCAAACCAAAAGAAGGUGUGAGGGAAGAUAUGUGUAAAAAGGAUGGAGGCUCUAAAGUAAAUAUAGUUUAGAAUACAGAUGGGGCACCAAGACUGCUCUUGAACCU